This is a messenger RNA of Penicillium argentinense, 1215 nucleotides long. It is a transcript of the gene mvd1, whose product is annotated as diphosphomevalonate decarboxylase MVD1. Gene Ontology annotation, biological process: isoprenoid biosynthetic process; isopentenyl diphosphate biosynthetic process, mevalonate pathway. Gene Ontology annotation, cellular component: cytosol. The record is from RefSeq and is a predicted model, not a curated record. Bases 1 to 1215 code for a protein of 404 amino acids. The transcript has 2 exons. Gene Ontology annotation, molecular function: ATP binding; diphosphomevalonate decarboxylase activity. NCBI's taxonomy places the organism in Eukaryota, Fungi, Ascomycota, Eurotiomycetes, Eurotiales, Aspergillaceae.
AUGGCGUCUGAAUCCAGCCAGCCUGUUUACCGGGCCACCACCACUGCCCCCGUCAACAUUGCGGUGAUCAAGUACUGGGGCAAGCGUGAUACCACUCUCAACCUCCCGACCAACUCUUCGCUUUCGGUCACCCUCUCCCAGCGCUCUCUUCGCACCCUGACCACCGCCACCUGCUCUGCCAAAUACCCCACCGAGGACACCCUGAACCUGAACGGCAAGCCGCAAGAGAUCCAGUCCUCCAAGCGUACCCUCGCCUGCCUGUCCAACCUGCGUGCUCUCCGCAAGUCCCUCGAGGAUGCCGAUGCUUCGCUGCCCAAGCUUUCCACCCUGCCCCUCCGCAUUGUCUCCGAGAACAACUUCCCCACCGCCGCUGGCCUUGCCAGUUCUGCUGCCGGCUUCGCUGCCCUCGUCCGCGCCGUUGCCGACCUUUACCAGCUGCCUCAGUCCCCGCGGGAGCUGAGCCGCAUUGCGCGACAGGGCUCAGGCUCUGCCUGCCGGUCCCUGAUGGGUGGCUAUGUCGCGUGGCGCACAGGUGAGCUCGCCGACGGCAGCGACAGUCUGGCCGAGGAGGUUGCCCCGGCCUCGCAUUGGCCGGAGAUGCGUGCCCUUAUUCUCGUCGUUAGCGCCGAGAAGAAGGAUGUCCCCAGCACUGAGGGUAUGCAGACCACCGUCAACACCUCCGAGCUCUUUGCCCACCGCGCCCAGACCGUCGUCCCUGAGCGCAUGACGGCCAUUGAGGCAGCCAUUCAGGCCCGCGAUUUCCCUAAGUUCGCGGAGAUCACCAUGCGUGAUUCUAACACUUUCCACGCCACUUGCCUCGACUCAUGGCCCCCGAUAUUCUACAUGAACGACGUCUCCCGUGCCGCCGUUCGUCUCGUGCACGACAUCAACCGUGCUGUUGGCCACACUGUUGCCGCUUAUACCUUCGAUGCUGGCCCCAACGCCGUCAUCUACUACGAGGAAAAGGAUGAGGCUCUCGUUGCGGGUACCGUCAAGGCGAUCCUGAGCGCCAGCACCGAUGGAUGGGAGGGCCCCUUCUACGAGAAGCUGGCUAACAUCACCACUCCCGGUGUUCCUCUGGACCAGAUUGACUCUCGUGUCGUGAGUGGUCUGAAGGACGGCGUUAGCCGUGUUAUUUUGACCGGUGUUGGCGAGGGCCCCGUCAGUGUCCAGGAUCACCUUGUGACCGAGUCCGGCGACAUGGUCAACAACUAG